GGAAACAAGAUGGCUCACGUGCGGGCGAAGAAGGCACUGGGCGCAGCCGGGGCUGGUGACACCCAAGAAAAUAACAGUGGGGACGAAGAUGAACAGAACCUAUGGUCCUCAAUUCUCAGUGAAGUUUCUGCACGGUCCCUUUCCAAAUUGCCUUCUGGGAAAAAUAUUUUGGUUUUCGGAGAGGAUGGCUCGGGAAAGACGACGAUCAUUGCUAAACUCCAAGGAGUAGAGCAGCCUAAAAAAGGGAGAGGGCUGGAGUAUCUGUACCUGAGUGUCCAUGAUGAAGUCAGAGAUGACAAGACAUACUGUAACGUGUGGAUCCUGGGUGGUGAUCUGUACUAUAAAGGCCUUCUGAAAUUUGCUGUCUCAGUGGAGUCGCUGAGGGACACCCUUGCAGUUUUCGUUGUGGACAUGUCCCGACCAUGGACUAUUAUGGAGUCUCUCGAGAAGUGGACCAGUGUCCUACGUGACCAUGUCAACAAACUUAAGAUUCCUCCAGAGGAGAUGAGGAAGAUGGAACAGAAAAUGGUAAAGGACUUCCAGGAGUACACAGAACCAGAGGAGGCAACCCCAGCCUCUCCACAGAGAUGUGGGCCCAGCAGUGGUGUAGAGGAGGAAGGGGUGUUAAUCCCGCUCGGAGACAACGUACUCUCACACAACCUAGGCAUUCCAGUGCUAAUAGUUUGCACAAAGUGUGAUGCAAUCAGUGCCCUGGAGAGGGAUCAUGACUACAGAGAAGAGCACUUUGACUUCAUCCAAUUCCAUAUUCGACGGUUUUGUUUACAGUAUGGAGCUGGCUUGAUUUACACUUCAGUGAAAGCGGGGAAAAAUCUGGACCUCCUUUAUAAAUAUAUAAUGCAAAAAAUGUAUGACUUCCAGCUCACCACACCAGCCUUUGUGGUUGAGAAAGAUGCCAUUUUCAUUCCAUCAGGUUGGGACAACGAAAAAAAAAUUGCAAUCUUGCAUGAAAGUUUCACAGCGGUUAAACCUGAAGAUCCCUUUGAAGACUUUAUCAUGAAGCCUCCUGUACGAAAGCUGGUUUAUGAUAAAGAAGUGAUUGCAGAGGAUGAACAGGUUUUUCUCAUGAAGCUGCAGUCAUCAUUAGCCAAGCUGACAGCAGUCACCAGGGCAACGGAGCCUCCUUCUCGGACUGUGCCUGGAUCACCUCGACCGACUGGUCGAACUGGACCUGCCAAUGUUGCUAGUGUCUUGCCUGUGAUUCCUGUCAAGACAUCUGACAUGAAAGGGGCUGCAGCGAAUGAGGGGGUCCUUGCCAACUUCUUCAACAGCUUGUUGAGUAAAAAGACAGUCACCACAGGGACUCAUGGUGUUGGAGGAGGAGGAGGUGGGGUACAGGGUGCAGCCAAGAAAGCAGGGCAGAAGCUGGUUUUGACUGACGUCCAGUCUGAGUUGGACAAAAAGACUCCCAAACUGGACACCACGGUAAUGCCCAACAAUGCAUCGCCAACUGAGAAUGAAGAUUGAACACUCCGCACAGCAAUGACAUUGAAAAAACCUAAAAAAAAAAAAAAAAAAACACAAAAUAA
Megalops cyprinoides (Indo-Pacific tarpon) is the source of this 1547-nucleotide messenger RNA. RefSeq names its product cytoplasmic dynein 1 light intermediate chain 2-like. Gene Ontology annotation, molecular function: dynein heavy chain binding. Gene Ontology annotation, biological process: microtubule-based movement; microtubule cytoskeleton organization. The coding region runs from base 10 to 1485 and encodes 491 amino acids. The transcript has 13 exons. The record is from RefSeq and is a predicted model, not a curated record. Lineage: Eukaryota; Metazoa; Chordata; Actinopteri; Elopiformes; Megalopidae. Gene Ontology annotation, cellular component: cytoplasmic dynein complex; centrosome.